UCUCUCUCUCUCUCUCUCUCUCUCUCUCUCGCUUGUUGUUUGCUAAGCAAACCUUUUACUUGAAAGAUUCUCUCACCCAACUUUCUUUCAAUUCCCGAGCUUUUUUCUCGGGAACCAAACAGCAUUCCAACUCAAGGUUUUCCCUCCAAUGAUGGCGUCGGAGACAGAGGAUGAGAAAACCUGGGAGGAGAUGCUGGCGAAGAUGCUACCACCCGGCGCUCCAAUGCCGGACGAAGACCAGCUCGAUUACUCGAUAGCCGUUGAAUACGAAGGUCCUCCCUUGCCUUAUGAAAUCCCUAGGGUCGAUCCGCUUACCAUCGAUUCUCUCUCCUAUCGCACUUCUUCGGUUGUCUCGGUUUCCGUCUCCGAACUGUCUUCGAUUCCCGUCGCGUUGCCGGUAGGUCCGAAGGUUUCGAAGUUCAAUAGGAUCAGAAAUGGCGGUGUUCGGAAAGAACCGGCAUCGAAUUUGGUUUCGGAGUUUCAAAACGGAAGCGGAUCGAAUUUCGGAUUCAACUCGGAGUUGCCAGGAAGCGACUCGAACUCGAACUCGAAUUUGAACUCGGAGCCGGAACCUGCAGCUACGAACGAAGGGAAGAGAGCGAGCGUUGUCACUUUCGCUACUCCGAAAGAUUCGGAAAACGAAGAAGAAGAAGAUGAUGACGAUAGGUAUUCAUCUGCAAUGUCGAGCGCUACUGAUGCGGUGGAAUCGCUGGCUUCGGAGAGUCGGAGAAGACAGAAGGAGAAGAAUAAGAAAGGGAUUUGCUAUAGAUGUGAGAAAGGGAAUAGAUUGAAGGAAAAAGAGGCGUGUUUGGUAUGCGAUGCGAGGUACUGUAGCAACUGCUUGUUGAAGGCAAUGGGAUCGAUGCCUGAAGGAAGAAAAUGCGUGAGCUGCAUUGGGAAACCGAUAGAUGAAGAUAAAAGAUCGAGUUUGGGAAAGUGUUCGAGAAUUUUAUCGAGGGCUUGUAGCCCAUUGGAGGUGAGGCAGAUAAUGAAAGCAGAGAAAGAAUGCCCUGCAAAUCAGCUAAGGCCUGAGCAGCUGGUUGUGAAUGAUAGGCAGCUGAGGGAAGAGGAAUUGGCAGAGCUUUUGGGGUGUCCCAAUCCUCCUCAGAAGAUAAAACCAGGGAGGUAUUGGUAUGAUAAGGAUUCUGGACUCUGGGGAAAGGAGGGAGAGAAGCCUGAUAAGAUAAUUAGUUCAAAAUUGAAUGUGGGCGGCAAACUUCAAUCUGAUGCAAGCAAUGGGAACACAAGAGUUUUCGUAAAUGGCCGGGAGAUCACUAAGAUUGAGCUUAAAGUUUUGAAGCUGGCAAAUGUACAGUGUCCUUCGGAUACUCAUUUUUGGUUGUAUGAUGAUGGAUCUUAUGAGGAGGAAGGUCAAAAUAACAUAAAAGGGAAUAUAUGGGGAAAGGCGUUCACUCGUUUCAUUUAUUCAUUAUUCUCGUUACCUGUGCCAUCUGGUAAUAAUCCUGUGACAAAGGAAGAUCCUAGUACUUUUUCAGGGAGGUCUGUGCCUGAAUAUUUGGAGCAGGGAAAAGUCCAGAAAUUACUGUUACUUGGAUUGGAGGGAUCUGGAACUAGCACCAUCUUCAAGCAGGCCAAGUUUUUAUAUGGAAACAAGUUUACUCCUGAUGAGUUACAGAACAUCAAACUUAUGAUUCAAAGCAACAUGUACAAGUAUCUUGGAAUAUUACUUGAAGGCCGAGAGCGUUUUGAAGAGGAAGCUUUAAUGGAGAAAAGAAGAACUUCUAUGGAUGCUGAAGAGUCUCUCUCAGUUGAUGAAAGCCAGCAAUGCAUCUAUUCAAUCAACCAAAAAUUCAAGCAUUUUUCUGACUGGUUACUGGAUAUAAUGGCUACGGGAGACUUGGAUGCUUUCUUUCCUGCUGCCACACGUGAGUAUGCACCUAUGGUCGAGGAAAUUUGGAAAGAUUCAGCCAUUCAGGAAACAUACAAAAGAAGGGAGGAAUUACCUUGUCUUCCUGAUGUCGCAAAAUAUUUCUUAGAUCAGGCUAUAGAAGUAUCAAGCAACGAGUAUGAACCUUCAGAUAGGGACAUUAUAUAUGCAGAGGGAGUUUCUCAGAACAAUGGUCUUGCCUUGAUGGAAUUUUCAUUUGAUGAUAGAAGCGCCAUGUCUGAGAUAUACAAUGAAAACUUUGAAUGCCCACCUUCCUUGACCAAAUACCAACUAAUUCGCAUAAAUUCCAAGGGACUGCAUGAUGGUUGCAAAUGGCUGCAAAUGUUUGAAGAUGUCAGGGCGAUAGUGUUUUGUGUCGCCUUGAGUGACUAUGAUCAAAUGUGGGCGCAAGGAACUUCUCCUCUCUCUAACAAAAUGCUGGCAAGCAGAGAUUUGUUUGAGAGUAUAGUGAACCACCCAUGUUUUAGAGAUACUCCUUUUGUUCUUCUGCUGAACAAAUAUGAUGCCUUUGAAGAAAAAAUAAGCCGGGUUCCUUUAACGGCCUGUGAGUGGUUCGAGGAUUUCAGUCCUGUUAAACCCCACAACAACAAUCAGAGUUUGGCUCAACAAGCAUUUUAUUAUGUGGCAAAGAAAUUCAAAAGUCUAUAUUCUUCCAUAACUGGCCAAAAGUUGUAUGUGUGGCCAACCCGAGCUCGAGAACGAAGCUCAAUUGAGGAGGCAUUCAGGUACACAAGGGAAGUCCUAAGGUGGGAUGAAGAGAAGGACGAAAAUUUCUUUGGAAUCCCUGGGGACGAUUCAUUUUUCAGCACAGAAAUGAGUACCUCUCCACAUGUUAGGCAGGAAUAGUUGAUUGUUGUUAUCCUGCUCCAGCAAGUCAACAUCAUAAGGUAAUAGAUUUAUAACAAAUUUGCUCAUCACUGGUUAAUGUAUAUAUGCUCACUGGGGUUUGUGCUACCAUAACAGAGCAAAGGAGGAAAAGUAUGGUAAAGGCUAAUGGUUUUUUUUUUUUUUUUUUUGAGAAAUUCUAGUGGGGUUAUUUUUUUAUUACUAUUUUUUUUUUAUUCUAGCUUUGAUACUAAAUGAUUAGGUUCAGAGUAUUCACUUAUUGAUUUUUAAUAAGCUUAUUAUGAUUGGGAGAGUAAAAUUUUUUUCCUUGUUACUUUUGGGUUGGUUUGCUGUUUGUAAUCUGUAUAGUAUUUUUCAUAUUGAAUAAAGGCAGUGUUUAUUA
This is a messenger RNA of Ziziphus jujuba (common jujube), 3137 nucleotides long. RefSeq names its product extra-large guanine nucleotide-binding protein 3. Gene Ontology annotation, biological process: adenylate cyclase-modulating G protein-coupled receptor signaling pathway. The record is from RefSeq and is a predicted model, not a curated record. Bases 149 to 2755 code for a protein of 868 amino acids. The transcript has 8 exons. Gene Ontology annotation, cellular component: heterotrimeric G-protein complex. NCBI's taxonomy places the organism in Eukaryota, Viridiplantae, Streptophyta, Magnoliopsida, Rosales, Rhamnaceae. Gene Ontology annotation, molecular function: GTPase activity; G-protein beta/gamma-subunit complex binding; guanyl nucleotide binding.